Chrysoperla carnea is the source of this 1950-nucleotide messenger RNA. RefSeq names its product glucose dehydrogenase [FAD, quinone]-like. The record is from RefSeq and is a predicted model, not a curated record. Bases 64 to 1899 code for a protein of 611 amino acids. Lineage: Eukaryota; Metazoa; Arthropoda; Insecta; Neuroptera; Chrysopidae. The transcript is spliced from 2 exons. Gene Ontology annotation, molecular function: flavin adenine dinucleotide binding; oxidoreductase activity, acting on CH-OH group of donors.
CAUUCGAAAUCAUAUUGUUUAUUUUCUUACAAAUCGGUGUUUCUUAAAGUUAACUGUCCUAAAAUGAAUUAUAUACUGCAACUAUUAUUUUUGUGCUAUGUUUUUUUGAAAAUUUAUGGAGAUGAUAUUGAAGAAAAUUUUGAACAAUAUCCAGAAGCAAAAACAAUCAAAACAGAAUACGAUUUUAUAAUUGUGGGCGGAGGAAGUGCUGGAUGUGCAUUAGCUAAUCGUUUAAGUGAAAUAUCUUCAUGGGAUAUACUCCUAAUCGAAGCUGGCGGUGAAGAAAUCAAGAAACGAAUGGAUGUGCCCGCGCGAGCUAUGCAAAAUCAACACACAUCUUUCGACUGGAACUUUAAAUCUGAGCCGACAUCCGAAGCGGGGUUAAGCUUAGAAAAUCGAACACAUUUGCUUUCACGUGGUAAAGUCAUUGGCGGUUCAAGUGUGUUGAAUUAUAUGGUAUAUAAUCGAGGCGCACCAGGUGAUUACGAUCGCUGGGAAUACCUUUAUGGGAAUUUAGGAUGGGCAUUCAAUAAUGUGCAAAAGUAUUUUAGGAAAUUAGAAAAUUAUUUUGGUUUUGAUAGUAAAAUUUUGCCUGGUUAUUUUGGUCAAAAUGGUCCUUUGCAUUCUGAAGUUAGUAUGUAUCGUACUAAUUUGUCUAAUGCCUUUAUAAAUGCUUGUCAAGAAGCUGGUAUAAAAUUAACGUUAUUGAAUGGGCCAAAACAAACAGGUGUGGGACGAACACCUAUGACUAUCAAAAAUGGAUAUAGAUUAAGUUCCAAUAGAGCAUAUUUGGUUCCAAUUCGUCGAGAAAAUCUCCAUUUGAAACGAAAUUGCGAAGCCACUAAAAUUUUAAUUAAAAAUUACUCGGCCAUUGGUGUACAAUUUGCAUGUACCAAUCAAAACUACACAAUAUAUACAAAAAAAGAAGUGAUUUUAUCUGCGGGGGCAAUUAAAUCUCCACAGCUUUUAAUGUUAUCCGGUAUUGGACCAAAAGAACAUUUAGAAAAAUACAAUAUCCCCUUAAUUAAAGAUUUGCCUGUGGGGGAUAAUUUAAUGGAUCAUGUCAUUUUUUUGGGUAUGCAAUUUUCAAUAAAUAAGCCCCUAUUCCCAAAAGAAGAUACAGAUAGGCAAGAUGAAUUGUUUUUGUUGAAUAAAACAGGUCCAUUAUCUAAAUUUCCUGCGGAAGCAAUCAUAUUCUCCAAUCCAUUUGAUGGGACUCAGUUGAAUGAAGAAAUUUUAUUUUCAGCUGGAUCCAAUGAAGAAUUUUGUGGCAAUUACCAUCUAAGCACUGAAACUUGCGAGGCAGUGUUUCAAUUAAAUUCUACUAAAAAUGCGUUUACAAUACUUCCAGUAUUAUUGAAGCCAAAAAGCCGUGGAUACAUUCGUUUACGUGAUAAUAAUCCAUUUUCUGAUCCACGUAUAUUCCUCAAUUAUUUGGAAAAUCCCGAUGAUAUACAUCAAUUAUUAAUCGGGGUUAAAGAAGCUCUCAAAAUAGCCCAACAACCAUCUUUAAAGCCAUAUCAACCCACUAUACCUAAAAAUAAACUUCGAGAUUGUGCAAAAUAUGAUUUUGAAUCGGAUGAUUAUUGGAUAUGUCAAAUAAAGCAUUUAUCAUCCACAAUUUACCAUUAUAGUGGAACGUGUAAAAUGGGUCCCAAAAAUAGUCCGAGUGCUGUUGUAGACGCUGAAUUACGUGUACAUGGUAUACAAGGACUGCGUGUUAUUGACGCAAGUAUUAUGCCUGAAAUUGUAGCUGCACAUACAAAUGGCCCUACAAUAAUGAUUGCAGAAAAGGGGGCUGAUUUAAUUAAACAAUGUUGGAAUGACGUAGAAUUAUCUUACAGUGUGUUACAUAAUGAUAUCGAUUAUUAUCAAAUUUUAAAUUAUUUUUAUAGCUAACGUAUAUGAAAGCUUUUUGAAUAAUGAAGCUCGUGCACAAUUUUUUUUUUU